CAAGAACUCGUUUCAUUAGUUUUUAUAAAGAAUCUCGUUUUUUAUUUUCCGGAUUUAUGUGGUUCUUGUCUCUUGUCUCUUUCGAUUUCUUUCUGCUGCUAGUUUGUGUUGCUUUGUGAAGCUGCUGAUGUUCUGAUGUUCUUGGUGCUGCUUUGGAGUGGUGUUGGGUGCUGCUGGGUUUUUUUUGUGCUGGCUGCUGGGUUCUUUGCUUAUCCUUUGUGUAGUUGCUGCUGGUGUUUUUUCCUGGUUCAAUUUCUUUGUCUUUGGCUCUGUUUUGGCUCCCCUUGCUUUAGCUGCUUUGGGUUGAGUCGCUUGUAAAGGGCUGAGUCUGGUACUAAUGAGGAUGGGAGUACUUGGUACAGAGAAAGUGGGGAGGACUUGGGCGAGAAUGGAUCGAUGUAGAUGGACAAGAAUGGGAGGUCAUCUCAUGAUUGUUCCUCUGAAUGGAAAGAAACGUGGUGGGAGAAAGGUGACUGGACCGGAUACAAAGAGCUAGGUGUGGAGAAAUCUGGAAGAAAUGCUGAAGGUGAUUCAUGGUGGGAAACAUUGCAAAAGCAAUUUAGCAAGGAUAGAGAGAAGGCCCAGAAACAAGCCAAAACAGGCACUGAAUAUGCUGGAUGGUUUGAGAAAUGGUGGGAAAAGAAUGAUGCUGAAGGUUGGACUGAGAAAAGGGCACAUGAGUAUGGUAGACUGAAUGAACAGUCAUGGUGGGAGAAGUGGGGAGAGCAUUAUGGUGGAAGAGGAUCUGUUCUCAAAUGGUUAUCAGCUGUCCUAAUUUUCCUUGAUGAUAAUAUGCAGCAUGCUGCAUGUGCAGGAAAAGGCACUCAGCUUCAAGCAUAUCCCCUCCUCAACAACGUUCAGUUUCGAAGAUCAAUGAACCCGGGCUGUUGUAUGAUGGGACAAAUUCACCACUACAUACACUACAAGACAACCAAUGAAGCUGAGACAAUGCAAAAAUAA
Molecule: messenger RNA, 960 nt
Organism: Pistacia vera
Lineage: Eukaryota; Viridiplantae; Streptophyta; Magnoliopsida; Sapindales; Anacardiaceae
Exons: 7
Coding region: 403-960 (185 amino acids)
Biological process (GO): starch metabolic process; regulation of starch metabolic process
Cellular component (GO): starch grain; chloroplast stroma
Molecular function (GO): starch binding
Source: RefSeq, a predicted model, not a curated record